This is a messenger RNA of Micropterus salmoides (largemouth bass), 2839 nucleotides long. RefSeq names its product adenomatous polyposis coli protein-like. Gene Ontology annotation, biological process: negative regulation of canonical Wnt signaling pathway; nervous system development; pattern specification process. The transcript has a single exon. NCBI's taxonomy places the organism in Eukaryota, Metazoa, Chordata, Actinopteri, Centrarchiformes, Centrarchidae. The record is from RefSeq and is a predicted model, not a curated record. Gene Ontology annotation, cellular component: beta-catenin destruction complex; cytoplasmic microtubule; catenin complex. Gene Ontology annotation, molecular function: gamma-catenin binding; microtubule binding; beta-catenin binding. The annotation marks the transcript as partial.
CCCCCUCAGGCAGAGGCGAAGCCCCGCCCCUCUGUGGCGAGCGGCUACGCCCCCAAAGCGUUCCACGUGGAGGACACGCCCGUCUGCUUCUCCAGGAACUCGUCGCUCAGCUCGUUGAGCAUCGACUCUGAGGACGACCUGCUGCAGGAGUGCAUCAGCUCCGCCAUGCCCAAGAAGAAGAAGAAAGCCGCCGCUGCCGCCACCAUCCCCACCGCUGUCGCCACGCCACUUCCUGUUCCCAAAGUCAACGACAGCAUUCUGGCUGAGGAAGAGCCUUCAGAGGCUCCGAGAAGCCCCGCCUCCCCUGACUCUGAGUCCUUUGAUUGGAAGGCGAUCCAGGAAGGCGCUAACUCCAUCGUCAGCAGCCUGAACGCCGCCGCCGCCUCGUCGCUCUCCCGCCAGCCGUCAUCAGACUCUGACUCCGUCCUGUCCCUGAAGUCCGUGGGCUCGCCGUUCCGCCUGCCGACGACCAAUAACAACGCAGAAGAGGAAGAGGGGGAGGAGGCGGUGAAGCGAGGGGCGAGGAUCCUGAAGGGCGGGGAACGCACCACGCUGGAGGCCAAGAAGAAGAAGGAGGAGGAAGAGGAGGAGGAGGCUGCGAAGGCGGUGAGAGGCGGGAAGAAGGUGUACAGGAGUCUGAUCACAGGCAAGCCGAGGGCGGAGCCUGCAGCCCGGGGCCGCAGUAAACCCAGAGCAGCACCUGCGGCCAAACCUCCAGGAAGCAGCGAGGGCGCCGACAGAGGAGGCGGGUCCUCUCGGGACUCCACGCCGUCUCGCUCCUCCUCCGCAGCCAGUCAGAAAGGAGGGAAGCUGUCACAGUUGCCGCGUACGGCGUCUCCUGGAAGUGCAUCAUCCUCAUCGUCGGUGCCCUCCAGACCGGCCAAGCAGAGCGGGGCGGCGAGGAGCGGCGGCAUCCCGAGGAGCGAGUCUGCAUCGAGAGUCAGCAGCUCCGUGGUGGCGAAGAAGCCAAAGGCGGAGCCUGAGAAGCCGGCGCUCGUCCGUCAGUCGACCUUCAUCAAAGAGGCGCCGAGCCCGACGCUGAAGAGGAAGCUGGAGGAGUCUGCGGCGGCGGCAGCGUUGGAGUCCCCGUCCAGCCCCGACACACCGCUACCACCAACAACGAGGAGACACGACGUCAACCGCUCCCAGUCUGAGAGCCCGUCACGCCCACAGGAAGUGACAUCAUCGCGCUUCAGCCGCACUGGCACCUGGAAGCGCGAAAACAGCGGCGGGGGUGGAGGGGGGAGUGGCGGUAAACACUCGACAUCACUGCCGCGUGUGGGGACGUGGAAGAGGACAGGAAGCUCGUCGUCUGUGCUGUCGGCGUCGUCGGAGUCUAGCGAGAAGGGGCGGAGCGAGGAGGAGAACGGCGUGAGGUCGAAGGGAACGUGGAGAAAGGCGAAGAACGGCAGCGCUGACUCAUCAGCGGGGCGGAGCUUCACCGACAAAUCAGAAGACGUGUGGGUUCGUCUGGAGGAUUGUCCCGUCAACAACCCGCGCUCAUCCUCUUCCUGUUCAGCCCGCUCUCCCACCGCCGCCAACGCCCCGCCCGUCAUUGACAGCCCCGCCUCCUCCAAGAUACCCUCCUCCUCCUCUUCCUCCUCCUCCAACCUCAACCUGCGGCGUAGCUGUGAGAGCCUCGACGACACGCCGCCGCCUGAACGCCAGCAGCAGCCGCAGCGCAGUCAGCAGCGCAGCGGCGCCGUGGCGGCCCGAGUCAGCCCCUUCAACUACACGCCGAGCCCGAGGAAGAACAACGCUGAAAACACCACCACUGCAACGCCAACUGCCACAACAUCAUCAUCAACGACCCCAACACGGCCUUCACUCAUCCCCACGCCCGUCACCAAGAAACGGGAACCAAAGGGCGGAGAAGGUGGCGGCAACAGUGGCGGCAGCGGUGGCGGCACCGGCGGUGAACGCGGCUCGUACAUCGUGACGUCAGUGUGAGAGGAAACCAGAAGAAGAAUCUGGAAAAAGACACAAAAAGGCGGCCACGGUGGUGGCAGUGUAAAUACUGAGAAACACCCGGACGUGUUUGUGAACUGUACAGGAAGUGAGUCUGUAUUUAAGUGCUAGCCCCGCCCCCUCAGCUCCCUCCUCUGCCCUCAUUGGCUCCUCUCACCUGUCAGUCAAGCUUCUUUACUGGAUGAGAAACUUACACAUAAAGUUUUUAUGUUUUUAUACCACUAAAAUGUGUAGCGCUUAGCUCCGCCCCCUCUGCCUGUGUCCCUGCAUGGCCCCGCCCCCUACCUUCACCGUGACGAUGAUGAUGACGACGAUGAUGAUGAUGUUAGCUGUAGCGUCGGAGCUGAUUCUGCUCCUUCAGAACGUUUCAUGUUUUUUGAUGAGUUUGGUUCUGGAAAGCUUUUUUCUCUUGCAGACGACCUGCGAUCAUUUCUCCUGGUCCCGGACUCUGGGACCCGAACUCUGGUCCCGGUCUCGGACCCUGGUCCCCGGUCCUGGUCCCAGACUCUGGACCCUGGUCCCGGCCCCGGACGCGGUCAGAGUAGAAACCAGUUUUUCUGAACCUCACUCACACACUGCUUCUUUCCAGAGAGGGAAGUUUGCUGCCGCCGAACUGUAAAACGUCUGAAACACUUUGUCCCUGAACUUCCUGGUGAAAUUUGAGGAUUGUGGUUGGCUGAAAACUUCCCGCUCUGUGUCGCCUUGGCAACAAAUAACACUGUAAAACGUAAGUUAUUGCUGUAAAACCUUUUAACUUUGAAGCACAUAAUUUAAAAGAUUUCUGCCAAAACGUUUCUGUAACUGUUUUUCUGUUGAUGCUGGAGGAAACAAUGUUUAACAUAAGACAACAAUAAAACAUUUUAGCUGCAAA